CCAUUCACGCUCUCGAGCCGCCGAUUACAAAUUCGCACCCACUCCGCCGCUGUGCUCUCUCCCUCCCCUUCUUGCUUUUAUCAAGUCAACCAUGGUGUCCAAGAGCUCGCGCGGCCCCGGCAUGGCCGCCGGCGGCAGCGAGGCGGAGGAGGCGCUCCUGCUGCCGGAGCGCGUCGUGGGGGACCUCGCGGGGGCGCCUCCCGGCAACGCGUCGGUCCUCGGCGCGGUGUUCAACGUGUCGACGAGCGUGGUGGGCGCCGGGAUCAUGUCGAUCCCGGCGGCCAUGCGGGUGCUCGGCGUGGCCCCGGCCCUGGCGCUCAUCGUGUGCGUCGCGCUCCUCGCCAACGUCGCCGUGGACUUCAUGCUCCGGUACACCCGGGGCACGCCGUCGUACGCGGCGCUGAUGGGCGGCUCGUUCGGCCGGGCCGGCGCCAAGCUGCUCAACGUCUUCAUCGCCUUCAACUGCGUCGGGACCCUCACCGUCUACCUCAUAAUCAUCGGGGACGUGAUGUCCGGCCCCGUGGGCAGCGGGGAGGCGCACGCCGGGGUGCUGCCGGAGUGGUUCGGCCCGCACUGGUGGACCGGCCGGGAUGCGGUGCUGGUGGCGGCCGCGGUGAUUCUCCUGCCUCUUGUGCUCCAGAAGCAUGUAGAUUCGCUGAGGUACACAUCGGCAGUGUCCAUCCUUCUGGCGGCGGUGUUCAUGCUCAUCACGAUGGGGAUCGCGGUCUACACUGUCUUCACCGGCACCGCGAAGAUGCCGCGGAUGCUGCCGGACUUCUCCACCCUCGCGUCCCCCUUCGAGCUCUUCACCGCCGUCCCGGUCAUCGUCGUCGCCUUCACCUUCCACUUCAACGUGCACCCGAUCCGCGCGGAGCUCAGCAAGACGUCGGACAUGAAGUCGGCGGUGCGCAUCUCGCUGGUGCUCUGCGCCGCCAUCUACGCCGCGGUGGGCUUCUUCGGCUUCCUCCUCUUCGGGGACGCCACCAUGCCCGACGUGCUCGCCAACUUCGACCGCAGCUCCGGCUCCGGCGUCCCGCAGGCGCUCAACGACGCCGCGCGCCUCAGCUACGCGCUGCACCUCGUGCUCGUCUUCCCGCUCCUCCACUACUCGCUCCGCGUCAACGUCGACGAGCUCCUCUUCCCAGGCCGCCGCCCGCUGGCCACCGACACGCGCCGCUUCGUGGCGCUCACGGCCGUGCUCAUGGCGGUGCUCUACGUGCUCGCCAUCGCCAUCCCCAGCAUCUGGACGCUCUUCCAGUACUCGGGCUCCACGUUCGCCGUCUGCAUAUCGCUCAUCUUCCCUGGCGCCAUCGUUCUCAGGGAUGUUCACGGAAUAGCGAAGAGGAAAGACAAGGCAAUGGCAGCGAUGAUGAUCACUCUGGCGGUGAUCACGAGCAGCAUCGCCAUUGCUUCCAACGUCAUGAGCUCCAUCAAGGGCGAAGUGAAAGGUGUUAAUGCCGGAGCUAGCUAGCAUGUACAGUUUCAUUAUUUAUAUAGCUAUAAUAUAAAUCAAAAUUCUUUCACCCGCAAAAAAAAAAAAGAGUUCCUCCGCUUUAGGUUUUGAUCGUGGAAAAUGUCACACGAGGCAUUGUGUAUGUUGUCUGUAAGAACUAGCAAAUGGCAGUCGGCCGUUGUUGUAUAAAACAGUUGCCAUACAUUUACCGUGUAUAAAUAUCAGGCGAAGAAAAAAAACGCUUUUUGUCA
Triticum dicoccoides is the source of this 1704-nucleotide messenger RNA. Its product is annotated as amino acid transporter AVT6C-like. Gene Ontology annotation, molecular function: L-amino acid transmembrane transporter activity. Bases 92 to 1471 code for a protein of 459 amino acids. Gene Ontology annotation, biological process: amino acid transmembrane transport. Gene Ontology annotation, cellular component: membrane. NCBI's taxonomy places the organism in Eukaryota, Viridiplantae, Streptophyta, Magnoliopsida, Poales, Poaceae. The record is from RefSeq and is a predicted model, not a curated record. The transcript has 5 exons.